UUGUGGUAGGGGUACAAUUUUAAUUUUAAAUAGUGUUGUCUGGGUAACCCUUACCCUUAUUGUGCUCGUGAUAUUUGAGCAAAGGCCCUAAGGCUGGAUGUGUGUCUGGUGUAUUUAAGGAGCAGCAAGGAGGCCAGUGUAGCUUGGGCCAAUGUUUCUGAGCAGGGAAAUAGUAUGCUUUCUUCUUAGUUUUAAAGAUUACUGUGAAUAAUGAAUUGUAGGAGCAAGAGACUGGAAGUUGGAAUUCCUCUGGAAGGGUGUUUGAUGGUUGGCACCUUCCCCCUGGGCUUAGCUAACAAAGUGGCUCUAGUGGCAGUGGAAUAAAAAUGGGAGCAUAUAGAUGGGAGAAGCAGGAUGCCAUUAGAAUCGUUAGGAUCUACAUGUGUUGUAGCUCUUUCUAUAGAAACUCUGCACCCUUGUUCAUCUUUUCUUCAUUAUAUAUGUACUGCAUUUUUAGUUAGGAAAAUAAAAUAUUUGCCAAUCUUAGAUUUGAAUUCAUCUGAUUCCCCCCCAAAAAAAAUGAGGAAAGAGUAAUGAAAAUAUUUUGGAACUAGAUAGAGGUGGUGGUUGCUCAACAUUUGUGAAUCUUAUAAAUGCCACUAAUGGUUCACUAUGAAUGGCUAAUCUUAUGUGAAUUUCACCUCAUUUAAAAAAAGAACAAAGAUAUGGGGAAGUUUUACAAGAAAAAAGUUACAUAUGGAGUCUGGGUUUCUUGGUGUUCUGCCUUAAUGGGGAGGAAGUGGGCCCCAUCUCUGAUCUGGUCUCUGUUAACUCCAGAUCCCCAGAACUCUGAGGUCAGAACACCAGGAUGAACAGACCCAGCCACAUCUGACUCAGGUCACCCAAACCCGCAUAAGAUGUCCCUGGACCACCAUCCUUCUUCAUUAAGAAUUACCCAUACCCUGUAUUCAUUCACUCAGCAGACAUUUUGGACAUGCUCUGUGCCAGGCAGUGGUUCUUAACCAAGGUUGUGCUUCAGAACUAGUCAGGAAGUGGUACCUGCUUCCCGUGGGAUGGUGACAGGGUUUCUGUGAGAAAAUUUAAUGAGACAGUGCGUAUAAAUGACUAAAUGGCCACAGUGAGUGUUCAGUAAAUAUUAACUGUUGGUCUUUUAUAGUGAAUCACCCAAGGAACUUUUAAAAAGAUACUUGACAAGGCCCUCCAUGGGUAAUUUAGAAAAGUUGCCCAGGUAAUUCUGGGCAGUCCAAUGUGCUUGGUGUUGAGGAUACUGAAAUGAAAAGGGUAUGGUCUUAGUCAAGGAGUUUGAGAAAUUGAUGAGGGAGAAAUACAUAUGACUAAACGACUGCAGUUCUGAAAUGGAGACAUAAACCAAAUGCUAAAGGGAACGGGAGGAUAGGGGAUAUAGAAAAUCUUAAGAAGAAAAGGAACCAUUGAACUGGUUCUAGAAUGAUGACCAGGAAUUUUUCCUGUAGAGCUGAGGGAAGAAAGUACAUUAUGGUCAGAAUAAAGUAUGUACAUACGGUACAAAGGCAAGGAGACAUGAAAGGGAAUAAUAUGAUCAGGGAAUGAAUGACAAAGAGUCCACAUGGCAGAAGCGUGGUCAUCUACGGUGAAUGGCAGAGAGCAAAGUUUGAGAGAGAUGAUUCAUUAGUUCUGGGGUGGAGAGAAGUCUGUGGCUGGGAGACAAUCUAGAACAGCGCUGUCCAAAAGAAAUAUAAUGCAAGUUACAUAUAUGGUUUCAAAUUGCUAGUAGUCACAAUAAAAAAAUAAAGGUAAAAAGCAGGUAAAAUUUUUAUUUAAUAGUAUAUAGUUAUUAAAUAUUUAUGGAGCACCUAGUCUGUGCCUGGCCUGUUCUAGGUAAUGGAGAUUGAACAAUAAAGAAAACAGAUAAUUUCCCUGCUUUCCUGGAGUUUAUAUUCUGGUGUAGGAUACAGUCUAAACAAAAAUAUAUGUCAGGUGGUAUAGGCUAUGAAGAAGAAAAAAAGGACAGAGUGACAGCAGGAUGGGGUGCUGUUUUAUGUAGAGUGGUCAGGGAAAGUUGCUCUGAUAAAGUGACAUUUGAACAAAGCUGAAGGAAGUGAGUGGGGGAACCAUGUAUUUAUCUACAGGAAAAGGCUUCCAAGUCAAGGGAACAGAUAGAGCAAAGGCCACGAAGGAGAAGCAUGCGUAAUGUAUUCCAGGAAUCAGAAGGAGGGCAGGGUGAAUGAAAGGGAGAGCGGUAGGUGAUGAGGUUUGAAAUGAAGUCAGAGAGAUGGGGCAGGCCAGAUUGUGAAGGGCUGUAUACGCCACUAUAAAGACUUUGGCUUUUACCUGGAAUGAACUGGGGCACCACUGGAGGGUUUUAAGCAAAGGAGUGACAUGAGCUGACAGGUUUUAACAAGAUCAUGGUUGUUACGUGGAAUAUACCCUUGAGGGUGUGAGUGGGGCAAGUAAGUGGAAAAUGAGAGACCAGUUAGGAGGUUGUAGCAAUAGUCCAUGUAAGAGAUGGUGGCAUGGGCUAGAUAGGGAAAAAAUUAAAGGUUUGUAAUAAGCAUGAUCAAAUUUGUGUUUAGAGACGUUUAGGCUCUGAUAAUAUGUAGGAAAAAAAUAAGGGUGUUGGGACCAAGAGCAGAAGAAUGGAGACCAGUCAAGGCAAGAAAUGAUGAUUGGCUCGAAGUAGCCAUUUGCUUAUUAGUCAGCAGUCUUUACCAUUAGUGGGAUCUAUUUGGGGAAGCAGAAUAUAAUCCAGAGGCCAUGUGUUAAAUAUGAGGACCAGAGCAAAGGAAUCCAGCUUUGCUGAUGACUCACUACCUAUUACUAAGCUAAAUGGACUCUAUGUUUAGGAGACAGAGUAGGCACUGGGGAGAGGGUGUUAGUUCUUACAACCCAACUUAAAAUGUCGGGUCCUACCCCUUUUUUUUGCUGGCCAUGUCCAUCACAGGUCCAGUCUCCCUUCUUAAGCUUCUCAAUCUCUGGAUUGACUUCCACCUUUUCUCCUCCCUUCUAAAUGGUACCUACUUCUUAAGGCCCUGUGCAUAGUAUUCCUUGAAGAUUCCCCCCUCUCUCCCAGUCUUCCCUGCUCUGAACACCUGUAGUGCCUCACUUUACUGCGUAUUUUCUCAAAUUGUGCUCUAAUAAAUUACACAUUUUAAAAUAAACUGAAAUCUACUCAAGGACUGCAGUGUUUCUCAUUUCCAUUUUUAUUCUGCCACAGUGUAUAUGGUAAAGCCAGGCACUUAGUAGAUAUCUAGUGUUACUUUACCUGGCACAGUCAGAUCCCUGACCUUGGUCAAAAUAGUCUCCCACCGGUUUCAUCCUUUUUCUGUUUCCAUGGGGACACAGCCUUGGUGUUGAGAAGGAAUAUCGUACAAAUGAGCCAGAGUUGUGUAUGGAUGUCAUCAUACACUUCACAGUAGGAGAUGGGGCCAUCCUAUCUUCUCUCAAAUUCAAAUCGCAUACAUCUCCAUAAGGCUCAGCACAGUCAGUAAACAGGUAUUUAUUGUGGGUCAGGCACUUGCUGGGCACUGGUGUUUCAGAGUUUAAAAAAUAAAAUCUCUGCCCUCAUAAUGCUUACAGUCUAGUGAGGAAUAUAAACACUGAAUAGAUUAUUAGGUUUAUUUGAAUACUUGUGGGUGUAUAAAGUGGCUUACAGCACAUAAUAGAGGGAUUAACCCUCCUAUAGCGGAUCAGAAGACUUAUCUGAAGAUCUGCUAAAUCUCUGAAGCAUGAAAUGGAAUUACCUAAGGGAAAGUCUGGCAGAAAGGGGAGAGAGAAUGAUUCCUUCAAACAAACUGAAGAGUUCAGUUCAGCUGUAGCUAAGCAGAGGGGAAAAGGGCAUGGAAUAAGACAGAAGCCUCCGUGGUAUCUUCUCACUGCUGCAGCUAACUCAGCUCUGCUUUCAAUGUCUUUUCACACUAGUUGUCUUAACCACACUUCUUUAUUUACUUUCUGAGAUAGAAAUCUAACCAGAACCAAAAGAGAUAUUUUGAGGAGGGCAUGGUCACAGAUAUCUCAUGGCUUAACAAGGCUAAGUGAAGCAAGACAAAGAUCAUCCCACAACCAUCAGAACAAUUGAGAGGCACUGAGGACCUUGGCCAGCCUAGUUUCAGUGGGAUGGUGGAAGAAGCAUGGUUGAAGUGGAGUAAGAAGUGUGAAAAUACCUUUCACCUAGCAAUUUCAAUUCUAGUUAUCCUAGAGAAAUUCUAGCUUAUUUUUUAUAAACAAUAUUUAUUGCAAUAAUGUUUGUAAUAGAACAAUACUGGAAACAAUCCAAAUAUCUAUUAAUAAGGAACUGAUCCAUUUAUUCACCAAGUAUUUUUUGAGCAUCUGCUAUGUGUCAGGGAUUGUUCUACACAUUGGGCAUAUAACUGAUCAAGAUGGAUAGUCUGUGCUCGCAAGGAGCGUACAGUGGGAGGAGACAAAAAACCAGCAAGCAAACUAAUCUCAGAUAAUUGUUAGAAGUACAAGUGUCCUUUUCUGUUUGAGUCUGUUUGGUAGCAAGAAUUUGGGCAGUGAAAGAUACUGUACUAUGAAGAGAAUUAAACUUGGAAAUAUGACAGUAAAUUAGAGGUGUUAAGACAGCCUUUUUGAAGAGGCAAGACUUGAGAUGUAAGUAACAAAGUGUCAGCCUUGUUGUGAUCUGGGAAUAGAGGGCAUAAAGGCCCUGGGUGGGAACAAACUUGAGGUAUUCAAGGAAUAGCAAGGUCAGCAUGGCUAGAGCCUAGUGAGUGAUGGAGAAGUUUCAAUUUUACUCUAAGAGCGGGAUGCUGUUUGUUUUAGGCAGUGAUUGUUUUGUAAUAUAACUACUUUGGAGUACUAAGAAGCAGUUCAGAGGAAUAAGGUGAAAGUAUGUAGCCACUAUGGAAAUAUCUCCAAAACACAUAGUUAAAUGUAAAAGGUUGUGGAACAGUGUGUAUAGUAUUUUACAAAAUGAGGUUGUGUGUGUGAAUAUGGAAAACGGACUCUAAAGGUAUAUACCAAACUGUUAACAGUGAUAAUCUCUGGAGAGUAAAGUGGAAUUGGUGGUGGGGAUCAAGAGGGCUAUCACUUUUUAUGCCCACUGUAUUUCGGAUUUUAUAAACCUCCCCCAACACACACAUUCACACCCCCACACACAAAGGAAGUGAACGGACAGCAAGGAAGUGGCAGCAAGGAAUUGACGGCAACGCUUGGCUCUGAGGGAAAGCAAGAAGAUAAUUAGAUGGGAUACAGGUUUAGAGGCCAAAUUGCCCCUCAUGACUUUCCUGCCUGCCAUACUGACCCUAUACAAAAUUGUUUAAACAACCGGUGUAUAUAACCCAAUCUUGCCCUCUCAGAAUACCAAACGUGUGAUCACUGCUUUUGAUAGAUCCUCUGGUGGCACAGUGGUUAAGAGCUCAGCUGCUAACCGAAAGGUCGACAGUUCGAAUCCACCAGCUGCUCCUUGGAAACCCUGUGGGGCAGUUCUGCCUUGCCCUGUAGGGGCGCUAUGAGUCGGAAUCGACUUGACGACAACGGGAAUCAGUGACGUUCAAAGAUGUGGCUGUGGACUUCACCCAAGAAGAAUGGCACCACAUGGACCCUGCUCAGAGGAUCUUGUACAGGGAUGUGAUGCUAGAGAACUAUAGCCAUCUGGUUUCUCUUGGAUAUCAAGUUUCCAAGCCAGAGGUGAUCUUCAAAUUGGAGCAAGGAGAAGAGCCAUGGAUAUCAGAGGAAGAAAUCCAAAGACCUUUUUGUCCAGACUGGGAGACACCUGAAGCCAAAUCAUCAAAGCCACAGCAGGGCAUAUCUACAAUCUCCUGUAACACAGAUGAUCUCUCACAUGCCACACUAGAAGACAGCUGGGAUGUUAGAAGCCAGUUAGAGAGACAGCAGGAAAACUGGAGGAGACCUCUGCGGCCAGAUGCAUAUACCCAGAAGAAAAUAAUCGUACCAGAGGAAAGUUUUGAGCAGAAUAAAUUUGGUGAAAACUCCGGAUUGAGCACAGACCUGGUUACACAACUGAACAUUCCUUCGAGAAUAAGACCUAGUGAAUGUAAUACUCUUGGAAGCAACUUGGGACAUAAUUCAGACUUACUGAAUCAGAAUAAUAUCCUCACAAAAAAGAAACCCUAUAAAUGUAAUAAAUGCAGAAAAGCUUUUAUUCACAGAUCAUCACUUACAAAACAUGAGAAAACUCAUAAAGGAGAGGCAGCUUUCCCCAGCGGUACAGAUCAGGGAAUUUAUCCUGGAAAGAAACACCAUGAAUGUACUGACUGUGGAAAAACCUUCCUCUGGAAGACACAGCUUACUGAGCAUCAGAGAAUUCACACUGGGGAGAAGCCCUUUGAAUGUAAUGUGUGUGGAAAGGCCUUCAGACAUAGCUCAUCCCUUGGUCAGCAUGAGAAUGCUCAUACUGGAGAGAAACCCUACCAGUGUAGUCUCUGUGGGAAAGCCUUCCAGCGCAGCUCCUCCCUUGUUCAACACCAGAGAAUUCACACGGGAGAGAAACCCUAUCGAUGUAAUUUAUGUGGGAGGUCCUUUAGGCAUGGCACAUCCCUUACACAACAUGAGGUUACACACAGUGGAGAGAAACCCUUCCAAUGUAAGGAAUGUGGGAAAGCCUUUAGUCGGUGUUCUUCCCUUGUCCAGCAUGAAAGGACUCAUACUGGAGAGAAACCUUUUGAAUGUAGCAUAUGUGGGAGGGCUUUUGGUCAGAGCCCAUCCCUUUAUAAACAUAUGAGGAUUCAUAAGAGAGGCAAACCUUACCAAAGCAAUAACUACAGCAUAGAUUUCAAGCAGAGUUCAUCUCUUAUUCAAGAAGAAAGCACUCUCACUGAAGUGAAAUCCUAUCAUUGUAAUGACUGUGGGGAAGAUUUCAGUCACAUUACACACCUUGCUGACCAUCAGAGGAUCCAUACUGGAGAGAGCCCCUAUGAUUGUGAGCAGGCCUUUAGUCAGCAACCUAAUUCUCAUCCAGGAGAGAAACCCUAUCAAUGUAAUGUUUGUGGGAAAGCUUUCAAAAGGAGUACAAGUUUCAUAGAGCAUCACAGGAUUCAUACAGGAGAAAAACCUUACGAAUGUAAUGAAUGUGGAGAAGCCUUCAGUCGACGCUCAUCACUUACUCAGCAUGAGAGAACCCACACUGGAGAGAAACCCUAUGAAUGUAUUGACUGUGGGAAAGCCUUCAGUCAAAGUUCAUCCCUUAUUCAGCAUGAGAGAACUCAUACUGGAGAGAAACCCUAUGAAUGUAAUGAAUGUGGGCGAGCCUUCCGAAAGAAAACCAACCUGCAUGAUCAUCAGAGAAUUCAUACUGGAGAAAAGCCCUAUGUUUGUAAGGAAUGUGGGAAAAACUUCAGUCGAAGCUCAGCUCUUACUAAGCACCAGAGAAUUCAUGCUAGAAACAAAGUCUAGGAACUCUGAAAUUAAGGAAUGUGCAGAAACCUUUAGCUAAAAUACUGUUCUUAUUCAGUAUGGGAGCACUCUUACUGGAAAGAAAACGUAAGAAUGUAAUGAAUUAUGUGUGUAUUUCUAUGUUGUGUGUGAAGAAAACUCCAGUAGACGAGUGUUUUUUAAUAAAAGCCACAUUCUCAGAUCUGAUUAUAGACUUCCGUAAAAACAACUACAGAUAUCUUAUAUAACCUGUUAGAAAUGAUAUGCCUAUAUAUUGGACAUUAUAAAGCUUUUGAAUAUAUGUUUGCAGGAGAUUCCCAACUCUCAACAGCUUGACUUGUAACCCUCACUGUUUACAGCCGUUUUAUAAAUAAAACUCCUGCAGCAGUGACCAAAACUCAUUUUUAAAACUGUCUGACAGCUGCACCCAACUGCAGCUCUUUAAUGAAAUUCACCUUGGAAACCAAUUCCACCUCCAGGAAUUCACCAUUCAAGGAAUUAGAUCAACUAGUCCAACCACUUCCUUGUACAGAUGAAUAAACUGAAAACCAAAGAUGUGAAGUGGUUUGCACAGUGUGAUACAGCUUAUAAUGGCAAAGCUGGGUGGAGAAUGCAGCCUUCCUGGAUCUUUGGUCCCGUGGCCUUGCCACUGAAAAGGUAUUUUGGAAUUCAGAGGGCCCUAAAAUAAAUUUUAAAAUAAACCAGAUGCAUAAACAUUUAAUGAGCGUGCAUGGGUUGGACACUUUAGGAAUUAAUAAAAGUAUAAGAGGCAGCAAGACUUAAUGCAAAUUUGUUUAAAACAACUUGUUGGAAACUUAUAAACCAAAAUGUUAGCAGAGACCAUGGACAGUUGAACUACUGGUAACUCCUUUCCUUUUCCCAACUGUGAUAAUUAUACUUUCAGCUAACAUAUGUCAGUUUUCAUAAAAUUUUUGUGCUUUUCAUGACUCACUCCCAUGGGAAAACACUGCCCCAAGCUUUCUAUAUCAGAUCAUUGAGAAAACAAAGCUAAGGGAAAAGAGAAUUUUUUCCCAAAUUAAUUUUACUAUGGAAAAGUGUAGACCCAAUUACCUGCUGCCAUAAAUUUUGCCUUUUGACUCAGUUUGGAAAAAUAGAAGGUAUUGAGUCACCUUGUGUCCCAAGUAUAUUUCAGCAUAAAGAAAUCAACUUUUUUCAGUCCAUGGUGCUUUUCUAUCAGAAGAGCAUGAGUUAAGCUUUAGUGACCCACACUGGGCUUUAAUGUCCCGACAUCUCCCAUGGGUCAUCCUAAAGGAAUUUCCAGAACUUUUGCUGAUUCAUUGGAAGCAACUGUGGACAUUGAUCUCUCUUACACAAGAAUCACUCCCCCGCUAAGAUAAGCAAAUUUUCCCAGCACUAAUGAUAAAUCAUGGGGAGGGUUGACAUGGGUGGUGGUGUAAACCUUUCCUGCUGGCUU
Molecule: messenger RNA, 8725 nt
Organism: Trichechus manatus latirostris (Florida manatee)
Lineage: Eukaryota; Metazoa; Chordata; Mammalia; Sirenia; Trichechidae
Gene: ZFP90
Product: ZFP90 zinc finger protein
Exons: 4
Coding region: 5494-7311 (605 amino acids)
Biological process (GO): regulation of DNA-templated transcription
Source: RefSeq, a predicted model, not a curated record